AUGUACCUCCGCAUAUCCGUCCUCGCUAUCUCCUUCGUCGUUGUGUUUAUCAUACUCAAGAACACUAUAUCCACGUACAAUUCCGGACGACGGAGCUGUCGGUGCCUGCCCCAUGAACCCUGCUGGCCCUCUACCAACGAAUGGAAUAUUUUCAACGAGAGCAUCAAUGGACACUUGGUCCAUCUCCGCCCAGUAGGCGCUAUCUGCCAUGGAAAAGAAUUCGACCAAGACGCAUGCAACUUUGUGCAAGAGAACGCUAAUAACUCUGUAUGGCGAGCAUCCGAACCAGCUACGCUACAGUCGGCAAACUGGGAGAGCAGCUGGGAGGAAUGCGGGAGCUGCGAUAUCACCUCGUACAUAGACGAGCCCUGCCACCAAGGCCGCGUCCCACUAUACGCCGUCCUCGCUGAAUUUGCCUCGGAGAUCCAAACGGCCGUCCGAUUCGCGAAACAGCGCAACAUUCGCCUCGUCGUGAAGAAUACCGGACAUGAUAGUAUGGGCCGGUCGAGUGGGCCUGGAUCCCUCCAGAUAAACACAAAUCGGUUGAAGGGGAUAGAUGUCGUCUCUGACUUUAUACCACAGGGUGGCAGUGUUUCCCUCGGACAGGCGGCGACACUUGGCGCGGGGACUCUGGCGUUGGAGAUCUCGCAGGUUGCGGAAGAUGAGAAAUUCAAUGUUCUACUCGGCCUUUGUACCACUGUUGGUGUUGCUGGUGGGUUUAUACAAGGUGGUGGUGCGUCUUUGCUUGGGCCGACGCAUGGGAUGGCCUCGGACAAUGCACUGGAGUUUAAUGUCGUUACAGCGGAGGGAGAUCUCGUCGUGGCAAACGAGUUCCAGAAUCCAGACCUCUUCUGGGCAUUGCGAGGCGGAGGCGGCGGUACAUUUGGCAUCACUGUCAACACCACAAUAAGGACAUUCCCCGAUAUCCCAGGAAUAGUAUUCACGCUCACGGCAGCAAUCUCUCGACAAGACGAGCAGUUCUCAGACACAGACGCAGCCUUGUGGGAAUUCGCAACAGCGAUCGUCAACAUCCUACCAAGUCUAAAAGGGGCAGAUAGCAAAACAGGCGCCGCCAUUGUCUCUGGCAUCCAGGAAGACGGCGUCCAGCUCGUUACUGAGAUCCUCUUCCCAAAUACCACCGACACCACUUCCAUAGGGGCCAAGCUCGCCCCAUUACUCGCCAGACUAGACGACCUCGGCUUCUCAAUCGUCUACACAACCAACACAACCCUCUACCCGCAGAUAUCAACCUACUUCAACCAACCCCGACUCGUCGACCUAGCAGGCACAGGCCGCAUCGAAGGCUCCGUCCUCAUCUCCUCAUCCCUCUUCUUCUCCCCAGGCGGUACAUCCCAAAUAAUGAACGUCGUCUCAAACCUCACCUACCGCGUCGGCGAUCUAAUCGAAAUCUUCCUCUCCGGCGGCGGCCAAGUGCACGCAAACAAGGACCUCGUCAACAGCGCCCUGCACCCGCACUGGCGCGAGUCCGAAAUGCUGGUUACAUACCGCCGCACGAUGCCGCUAGGUGCAACUGCGAAGCACUUCGUCGAUAGCCAGAUGCCGUUUCUGCGGGCGCUGGAGACGCCGAGGAUGGGGUCGUUUCUGAACACGGCGGAUCCCGAUGAGCCGGAUUUUCAGCGCGCGUUCUGGGGGGAUAAUUAUGCGAGGUUGCUCAAGGUUAAGCGCAGGUGGGAUCGGGAUGGGCUGUUUAUUGUGAACCUGGGAGUUGGGAGUGAGGGGUGGGAUAAGGAGGGGAUAUGUUGGACUGGUCGUGAGAGGGAGUAUCUUUGA
Aspergillus versicolor CBS 583.65 is the source of this 1791-nucleotide messenger RNA. RefSeq names its product FAD-dependent oxidoreductase. The record is from RefSeq and is a predicted model, not a curated record. Lineage: Eukaryota; Fungi; Ascomycota; Eurotiomycetes; Eurotiales; Aspergillaceae. The coding region runs from base 1 to 1791 and encodes 596 amino acids. The transcript has 3 exons. Gene Ontology annotation, molecular function: oxidoreductase activity; FAD binding.